This is a messenger RNA of Striga asiatica, 1185 nucleotides long. Lineage: Eukaryota; Viridiplantae; Streptophyta; Magnoliopsida; Lamiales; Orobanchaceae. The record is from the annotation of a GenBank genome assembly.
AAAUUUCAAUUACAUCCAUGUGCUAAAAUCGACAAACCUUCCGCUCUCCCUUUUCAUUUUGGCGGGAGAGAGAUAAAGCGGGAGGCGCUAAAUCCGACAGCCUUCUCCCCCCAUAUCCCAACUAUUGUAGGCCGAGAGACGGCGGAAUGAGCUCGUCAGCGGCGGCGGAAACCGACGCGGAGGUUCCGGACUUGGUGUGCGAGCUCGACAGCGUCCAGGGCAUCGUCGACUCUCUCACCGCCGUACGAUGGAAGCGCCUUCAGGACGCGGUUGUGGAAUUAUCCGAGCACGGCAUAGUGAUAAUCGUCGAGGAAACGGGGUGUCUUCAGGCCAAGGUUUAUUUACAGCGCGAGCUAUUUGUUAAGUACGAUUAUAAGGCGCAGGGGCGGCCAAGAUUUGGGGUGAGCUUAGGACUGUUUGUGGAUUGUCUCAAUACAUUUUCGGUCCAGGGCCGGUCCAGCAUCCUCGAGAUCCGGUAUCCAGGGCCCGACAUGCAACUUUUGCUCCGGUCUGUUGAUUCACCCGAUGCCUGCAUUUAUGCGGAAAUUAGGACAAGGAUACCAGAAACUAUCUCAUGGGACUACAACUUUGAACCUGCUGGGAGCACUCCUCUGAGUUUCACGGUUAAGGCCGUAGCUUGUUCAGAUUUUCCCAAACUGCCCAUUACUUGUGAAGUCGAGCAGUCUGCAGCCUUAAAGGAAGCUAUUGAUGAUCUCGAAUGGCCUGGGUCUAGCAUUCAGAUAAAGCUACAACCUUCACCGCCAGCUGUCAUCUUCAGAGGCGAAGGUCAUGGCGAUUUGCAGGAUCACAAUGUUUGUCGACCGAUCAUGCAGAUCGAGUUAAAUUACUAUGCCAAUACAGACCUUUUGAUUGCGUUCAGUUGCGAUCGGCUGACUUCUCACAGGUACAAGUACAAGUUUUUACAGGCAACGACUUCAAACAUACCGGGCAGUGUGAUCAAAGAUAAUAGAGGGAGCAAAUUGAGUAUAGGCCGAGGUGGAAUGCUCAAAGUUCAGCACCUUGUUUCAGUUGCUCGACCGACUUCUAACACUCACAAUAAUAAUGCUCAUCACACUAAUGUUGAUUCGUCUGGGUAUCAGCAACCCAGCCGAAUAGCUUACAUUGAGUUCUUUGUGAAGCCAGAGGUGGAAGAAGAUAAUGAUUAAUCAUCAGACUAGAAAAAGU